Messenger RNA from Aspergillus steynii IBT 23096, 1397 nucleotides. RefSeq names its product Clavaminate synthase-like protein. Lineage: Eukaryota; Fungi; Ascomycota; Eurotiomycetes; Eurotiales; Aspergillaceae. The record is from RefSeq and is a predicted model, not a curated record. The transcript is spliced from 5 exons. Gene Ontology annotation, molecular function: dioxygenase activity. The coding region runs from base 321 to 1340 and encodes 339 amino acids.
UUGUUAUCCCUUUUCCUUUCCCCUCAUCUUUGCUAACCACGAUAAGCUUCGUGACCUCUUUUAAAGAUUGUAGUAGAAAUACCACAUAAAAACUAUUUACGCCAAAGAAUCUUGGCAGUUGCAGGGAGCAAAAGAAAUGCCGGAUGCCGAAAACUACAUUCUCCCCGCAGACACUGGCAUGCAUCCUUCAGAUAAAAGGCGGGGUUCAAACAAUCUGACAGGUCCAAACAUAAGACAACUCAACGUUCUUUUCCAUAAAGUGCCGAACAUUUCCCUGCACUCAAGCUCCCAACAGCUCUUUUGAGCCCCAAUCAAUCAUCAUGUCGACUCGAACUGACUUUCCUGUGCUGGACUUCUCCAGAUACAAGACUGACUUUGAUGCCUUCGCCAGGGAUAUUUUCAUGGCCAGUGAGGAAUGGGGCUUUUUUAUCCUCACUAACCAUAAUAUCCCAAAUGUUGAUCGCAUGUAUGAACUGUCAACGCAAUUCUUUGAUCUUCCCAAAGACCAGAAAGCCGAAAAGACACUCGACGCGACAAUGACUGGCUACGACGGGAAGAAUCUCACAGCAUUCGCCGCUUCUGAAGGAGUCGCUUUCGGCAUGCCAGCUGGCCGUCUCUUCGAUAAGCCCAAUCUUCCCGCGUGGUGGACCCGGCCGCGACUGCAGGAAGUCGAAGACUUUAAAGCGAGCUGCUACGAUAUCAGCCUGAACAUCAUGUCCUGCCUCGCCGUUCAGUUGGGCCUGGAAAGGUCUUUUUUUGACGCUACCCACCAGCAUAAAGAUCCCGGCAACCCGCUCAAACUUAUCAAGUACCCGCGGUUCGAAAAGCAGCCGGACGGCAUUCCUCGCUUGUCUGAGCAUACUGACUGGGGUAGCAUCACCUUUGUUUUUACCGAGACGCCGGGCCUCGAGAUGCGCGACCCUGAGGACCAGUGGACAGCUGUUCCGACGAUUCCGGGGGGUGUGGUGGUGAACAUCGCGGAUUCAAUGUCCUUGCGGACGAACAAGAAGUUGAAGUCGGCGUUCCAUAGGAUCAGGUGGGAUACCGUGGGGGUGGAUAAGGAAAGGCUGAGUAUUGCUUAUUUCGUGCAUCCGAAUAAUGAUGCUGUUCUAUCGGACGUGACGACCGAUGCUGACCCAAAAGAAGCGAAAGAGACGGCCAUUACUUACCGCGACUAUUUGAAGAUUCGACUGGGACUGACGUUUGGUUCGGCCCGUGAGGAUGGCGAUGCCGGAGUAGACUUUGACACAGUCGAUAAUGCGACUUAUGAGAGAGUGAAGAACCUCGGGAUUGCAAAUUAUGGAGCUAUCGAGUCUAUUCAGCCAGAGGUGUCGACUUAGAGAGCGGAUAACUAGCAUUUGGGUUGAACAAAGUCAAUACAUGGAAACGGUUGUUUG